GGAGAAAAAGAGAAAAGAAAAUGAAGAAAGCGUAAAUCCCUCCAAUAGAAUAUGCAAAACAAGGCUUCCGGCUCCGUCUAGAAGCCGCGGCUAAACAAAUCCAACCUGGGCAACGAAGAUAUCAUUUUGAUAGUACAGGGAAAACUAACCCUGAUCGUCCCAAGAACCCAGCUAACCACAAAGAGGAAGAAAUAACGAGAACAUAGGGAAAACAUCUUAAGGCGGAAAAGGAAAAAGAGAUAAAAAUCAUAAAUCCUUAGUAUUGGCCAUCUCUGCCGUAAGCAAUUUCCCAACUCAUCUCUGGCUGGUAUUGGGCCCAAAUUAUUGGGCCGAAAUCCAAUACACGAAGAAGAAGAAGAGUUUUCGCCUAGAAUGGCCUAGAAAGAUGGCGGUAUCAUAGGCGAGCGAUUCGACUGUCGUCUGGACAGAGGGCUUACCGAACAUAUUUGAUUUUCUGUCUAAAAACAUGGCGGUGUCGCAGACGUGGAGCGAUUCGCUGACCAACCUUGAUUUUAAGAAGUGGGUGUGCAUCUAUCCAGUCUAUAUAAAUAGUAAGAAAACACUGGCAGAGGGACGCAAACUAGCGAAGGACAAGUGCGUGGAGAACCCAACAUAUGAGGAGAUUCGAGAUGUGCUGGCUGCUGCGGGGUUAUGUGUUGGCGUUGAAAACAAGAUUCAUCCUAGAGAGCGGAGCAAAGAACUACAACACAGAGGACGUAUUCGGGUGGUACUGAAGGAUCCCUAUGGGCUUCCACUGAAUCCUAUUUUUCCAACUAGAGACUCUCUUUUAGUUUACUUAGGUGCUAUGAUUCCAAAACUAAAGACUAGGAAAACUAAGCAAGUCAGCUCCGAGUCUUCUUCUCAACAAGGAUCGUCUUCGUCUAAAAAAGGAAAAGGAAAGGGACGUAGAUAAAAUUUAUCCAUUAGAGAUUUAAUAUCCUGAUAUUGUGUGAUAUCGGUGUAAUACGAUUUACAAAUACCAGGUUCCAUAAUGUAAAAUAUAAUAGUAAAUUAUAUUCUUGGUAAUAAUUUUCUAAGUUUGUAACUGAUGUGGAUCAUGUUUCAUUGAAUAAUUCUUGUAUGAUUAUUGUUAGAUUUAUUUUAUUAGAAAAAUCUGUAUAUCAAAGUACAAUAGAAAUUGUCAAUGAAA
Molecule: messenger RNA, 1150 nt
Organism: Orussus abietinus
Lineage: Eukaryota; Metazoa; Arthropoda; Insecta; Hymenoptera; Orussidae
Gene: Srp19
Product: signal recognition particle 19 kDa protein
Exons: 2
Coding region: 467-913 (148 amino acids)
Biological process (GO): SRP-dependent cotranslational protein targeting to membrane; SRP-dependent cotranslational protein targeting to membrane, signal sequence recognition
Cellular component (GO): signal recognition particle, endoplasmic reticulum targeting
Molecular function (GO): 7S RNA binding
Source: RefSeq, a predicted model, not a curated record